AUGCGCAAGGUCUGCCCGGAGGGGGGCGAGCGGGGCUCGAGGUGGCAGAGGGACGAGUCGGCCGUGCGGGCUUCCGCGCCGCAGGCCGCCGGCGAGGAGCUCCGGGCCGCGGACGGCGCGCCGCGGUGCGCCGGCGGGCACCCCACGCUGGCGACGUCCUCGUCCGAGGGGCGCUACGCGGGCGGCUGGCGCUGCACGACGUGUGGCUGCCAGAAGCGAGGCGAGCGCUGGUUCUGCAGCCUGUGCCAGGACAACCUCUGCUUCGGCUGCUGGCCCCGCUACGAGAGGGGCGCCGCCGCCCAGAAAGAGGCGAUCUUCGUGGAGGGCCGCCACGUGCAGGUGAAGAAGCACUCGUCGAUGGGCUGCGCAGUGGUCACGUUCCGGGCGAAGGCGACGAGGGACCAGGCGAUCGCCAGGCUGUCCGCGGACCCCCCGGUGCUGGGGGGCAUCCGCCUGGAUGUCAAGGCGCACAGGCAGAAGCAGCCAGACGGCUCGCAGGAGGAGAUGCCGCUGUGCGCCUUCGUGGGCUGGAAGCGUGCCAAGGCCGAGGGCCUCUGCCGCCUGCUGGCAGGCACUCUGCAAGUCUACUUGGACCGGGUGUGCGACCGUUUCUCCGCCGUGAUCGACGUGGACGACUGA
Molecule: messenger RNA, 639 nt
Organism: Prorocentrum cordatum
Lineage: Eukaryota; Dinophyceae; Prorocentrales; Prorocentraceae
Source: the annotation of a GenBank genome assembly